AUGUACAGCGCGUCCGCACAGAAGGCCAAACGCCGUACCCACACGCGUCCCGAGCUCACGGAUGAGCAGAAGCAGGAAAUCAAGGAGGCGUUCGAGCUGUUCGACACGGACAAGGACGGCUCACUCGACUACCACGAGCUCAAGGUCGCCAUGCGCGCGCUCGGGUUCGACCUCAAGAAGGCGGAGGUGCUCAAGAUCCUCCGGGACCACGACAAGACUGGCCACGGGCUCAUUGACUUUGAGGACUUCGCGAAAAUCAUGAGCGAGCGGAUCCUUGCUCGGGAUCCUAUGGAGGAGAUUCGACGCGCUUUUCAGCUGUUCGAUGAUGACAAUACCGGCAAAAUUAGCUUGCGGAACCUCCGGCGGGUGGCAAAGGAGAUCGGAGACCGGUUAGAAGACGAUGAGCUCCAAGCCAUGAUAGACGAAUUCGACCUCGACCAGGAUGGCGAAAUCAAUGAACAAGAGUUCUUCGCUAUCAUGACAGACGAUGCAUGA
This is a messenger RNA of Coniophora puteana RWD-64-598 SS2, 495 nucleotides long. RefSeq names its product Ca2+-binding EF-hand protein. Gene Ontology annotation, cellular component: mitotic spindle pole body; half bridge of spindle pole body. The record is from RefSeq and is a predicted model, not a curated record. Gene Ontology annotation, molecular function: calcium ion binding; microtubule binding. Gene Ontology annotation, biological process: spindle pole body duplication. The transcript has 3 exons. The coding region runs from base 1 to 495 and encodes 164 amino acids. NCBI's taxonomy places the organism in Eukaryota, Fungi, Basidiomycota, Agaricomycetes, Boletales, Coniophoraceae.